Molecule: messenger RNA, 2764 nt
Organism: Eucalyptus grandis
Lineage: Eukaryota; Viridiplantae; Streptophyta; Magnoliopsida; Myrtales; Myrtaceae
Product: disease resistance protein RPV1-like
Exons: 4
Coding region: 484-2601 (705 amino acids)
Biological process (GO): signal transduction; defense response
Molecular function (GO): ATP hydrolysis activity; ADP binding
Source: RefSeq, a predicted model, not a curated record
AAUCGCUUCCCCAUCUCUUUAGAAAAUCCAAGGUUUUCUACUAGAGCCUUGGCUUCCGCCGGAGCUGCUGCUGAAGUUGCGCGCGUGGACAUCGCAAACCCGUCCGCCGAAACACCACCGCAGUCUCGGCACGCGCGGCGAAUCGUUCCUCCGUCGAGCCCCUGGCGAAGGACCCGUCGAUAUUUCACCUCGAGAGCUCCUCGCCGCAAUCGGAGCCAGAUCUGAGGUGAGUCUCCAAGGGCCCCACUUUUUGGUGUUUAGAAAGAACCCCUGGCAUUUUGGCAACUUUGACAGGCUGCGAUGAAUCAUUCUUAGCACAGAGAUCUCUCCAUUUUGCUAGUUUUUGGGCUUCCGAGUUUUUCCAAUCUCUGGCAGCCACUGCUUUUGCUGCUGUCCUAUUUCGACUUUUUUCGUCGAAGAGGAGAUCAAGCGAGAUCGUUGGAGAGGAGUGCAAAGAGACGGCAAGGAGAGCAAGCGAGAUCAAUGGAGUGGGGUGCAAAGAGACGGCGCACGGGUGGAAAUGAUGGAACAGCAGGAGGCGCUUCUUCUACUCACACGUCAACAGAAGGUCAAGAAGUGGAUAAUUCAUCGGGAUAUGACUAUGAAGUAUUCUUGAGCUUCAGAGGACCAGAUACUCGAGCAGGUUUUACCGACUUCCUUUACACUAGUCUUAAAGAUGCAAGUAUCCACACAUUUAAGGAUGAUGAAGAUCUUCGCGAUGGUGUAGAAUUUGCCCCAAAACUUCUCCAAGCAAUUGAGCAGUCAAAGAUCUUAAUACCUAUCUUUUCGAAAGAUUAUGCCUCUAGUGUUUGGUGUCUCAAGGAGGUAGUUCAGAUGGUCAAGUGCAAGAAAAAUGGGGGGAAAAUGAUCAUGCCCAUUUUUUAUGACGUGGCGCCUUCAGAGGUUCGAUACCAAACUGGGAAUUAUAAAAAUUCCUUUCUUUUACAUGAAAGCAAGGGGAGGUGUGACCAAAAGACUAUCGGAGAGUGGAAAAAAGCUCUUUGUCAAGUUGGGGAAAUAAACGGAUGGGAACUGCCAAGGGAUCCUACCAGGCGAGAAAGCAAGUUCGUGAAAGAAUUCACGCAGAAGAUUUUCAAUGAGUUGAAAAAGGCUUCUCUGGCAGUAUCAGACAACUUGGUCAGUGUCGACCACCAUGUGGAAGAAAUCAUGGAAAAGAUAGGUGCUCAAACAAGUGAAACACGGAUUAUAGGAAUCCAUGGGAUGGGUGGCAUUGGAAAGACGACUCUUGCCAAAAUCAUCUACAAUCAGCUUUCAAAAAAAUUCAACAAUUGUUGCUUUCUUGUUAACAUCUGUGAACAAGCAGAAACCAACAACGGCAUUAUAUCCUUGCAGAAGAAGCUCAUCCUUGAGGUCCUCAAAAAGAAAUUGACCAACAUAAGAGAUGUAGAUGAAGGGAUUCAGAAAAUUAGAAAAGAGUUGUCUAAUGAAAAAGUCUUGGUUGUUCUCGAUGAUGUGGAUCACAAGAAACAUAUGGAUGCACUUGUAGGAAACCAUAAUUGGUUUGGUAAAGGAAGCAAACUUAUUAUUACUACUAGAAAGAAAGAGGUUCUCAAGGUUCCCGAAGUGGAUGACCUUUAUGAAGUUGACAUCAUGGAUUCUGAAAAAUCUCUUCAACUUUUUAGCAAACAUGCCUUCAGAAGAGAUUAUCCUUUGGAUAAGGAUAUUAACCAAUCCAUGAGGGCAAUAAAAAUUGCUGGAGGUCUUCCGUUGGCUCUCGAGGUCAUGGGUUCAUUUUUAUCUUGCAUUGAAAGGGAAAAGUGGAAUUCCAAAUUGGCCAAGUUGGAAAGUGUUCCUCAUGCGGAUGUUCGGAGUAAGUUGAAAAUAAGUUACGAUGUAUUAGAAGAUGAGGAAAAGCAUAUAUUCCUCGAUAUAGCUUGUCUUUUGAUUGGAUAUGAUAAAGACAUUAUUGUUCAUUUCUGGAAAUCUAAAUUCCAUUCGGAAAAUGCCUUGGAUGUUUUGGAGAGCAUGUCUUUGAUAAAGAUUAAAGAGGAUAAUAAAGUUUGGAUGCAUGACCAACUCAGAGACCUCGGAAGACAUAUAGUUCAACAAAUAAAUAUAAAGGAGAAAACUAGGGUGUGGAAUGCUGAGGAAGCAUUGGAAUUGCUCAAGAGACAAGAGAAAAAGAAAAAACUUGAAGCUCUUCGUCUCGACUUGGACCAUCAGCACCGUUUUACCUAUGAAGACUUUAAAAGACUACCAAAUCUAAGGUUCCUUGAAGUUUGCAGUUCAAAGGAAACAUUUCGUGCAGAAGAGAGGCUUUUUUGGCACGAAUCGCCAUCCAGUGUUCUUCCAAUUAAUGUUGUCAAGGAGGAUUCAGAUCUCCUUCAACAAUUAAGAUGGCUUGCUUGGCAUGAUAUUCCUCCAACAUUUAAGAUUACAAAUUUCUCUAUGGAGGAUGUGGUUAUUCUUGAUCUGUCUGGGAGUAAAAUUACACAUGAUUGGAAGGGGUGGAGCCACAUGAAGGUGAUGAACAAUUUGAAGGUUAUGAAAUUGACCAAUUGCAUUUUCUUGGAUAGAACCCCCAACUUUCUUGCACAUUCCAAAUUAGAACGUUUGAUCCUACAGGGCUGUUACAAUUAGUUGAAAUUGACAAGUCAAUUUGUCAAUUGAAAAGCUUGGUUUUCUUAGAUGUAAGCCAUUGUGGGAAUCUUCGGAGGUUGCCAGACGAGAUGUGUAGAGAUCUUGAAAGUCUCAAAUACCUAUAUAUGAUUGGUUGCAAUUCAUUGGAGAGGCUUCCAAAUGC